UGGUGAGUGGGCGUGGUUUAUCGGUCAGUGGGUGGGGCUUAAUGCCUGAUGGGCGGGGCUGAUGUGGAGUGGGCGGGGCCGUCCAUGUUCAUGUGGACGGAUCCGCCCUCUCCCGCAGGAAAAGUCGGAUUCGUUCCCGGAGAGUAAGAGCCGUUGUACGGGGACGGCUCUUCCCCCGGCCACCACCCUGACUUCCUCCGAUAGAGUUAAAGGAGUCUGAGCGGUGGCGAAAGGACAAGAGGCGAUAUCUCCGACUGUUGCUCCGGAUAGAGGUCUCUUGGGUGAGGAUUUGGAGGGUAUCCCAGUCUACCUCGCUGGCAGCAGGAAGUUUGUGGCAGUGAAGACUGGACAGAGCGGGGAGCUGCAGACACCGAGACACAGGAGACACCCUACUCUUGACGGUGAGACACGGGAGACUCCCUAUCUUUGACAGUGGGGCACAGCAGACCUCCUGCCUGACAGUGGGACACGGGAGACCUCCUGCCUGACAGUGCGUUAAAGCGUGAGAAGCGCCCUACCUGUCUGACACUUGGAUACUGGAGGAAGAGACCGAGGCCACAAGAGACACGCUUUGUGACACAGGAUGACUUCGGGGUUCUGGAUGUGACAGGAAAUUUGGAGCCGAUUGCGUGAUGGCUGAUGCGCAGGUCUCCGCCAUGGCGUCUCCAUCCUUGUCUGAGCAGCUGACAGACAGACGACCUCUAGCUCUGCUCUUGGACUCAGGGAAUAAAUCUCCCUCAGGCCCUGGUGCUGCCAAACCGCCUGUAAAACCAAAGCCCACAGUGCCUCCCAAACCAAUGUCCACGAAGCCACCCCUUGCCGAAUUGCCAUCUGUGUGCAAGGUGAACUCACUGGCUGGGCCCAGGCCAUACGGGUUCUCCGGGGCCCGGCCCCACCAGCCCGUCCGCCGGCCCUCUUCAUCCUCCUCCACUAUCUCCCCCUGCCCCUCACCCACCUCACCUCAGCCCCCUGGGGCACCCCCCUUACUGGAGCUGCUGGCCGAGGCCAUGAGAACGCCCCCACCUGCAGCGUCCUGGGAGGUGCGUGCACCGCCCACCGUAGCCAGCCAGCCGGCACCGCCGGCCCCGGCCGAGCGGCCAGCAGCCAAGCCAGUGUUCCGGGUGAGGCCGGUGUCGGUACGCGGGCAGGGCAAGCGCUUCCCUGGCACCACCGUGGAGGAGAUCCUGGCCAAGAUGGAGGAGCCACGGCAGGACACUGAGGUUCCUGGGAUCGGCAUCCGGAAGAGGAGCCGCGAUUUGUCCGAGAGUGAGAUCUCCCCAAGGUUUGGUUCCACCUCCUUUGCCUUCUUCAACCGGGAGCAGGCUGGAGCUGUCUUCCCACCCACCGCUGGCCGAGACGGCAAAGAGAACCGGCCUUCAACUACUGGAACUGUCGCCCCAGCCAUCAGCAGCUCGGAGACAGGCCUCCGGGAGGACAGAGUGGGAUCCAGCUCAGAGAUAGGACCCGGCUCGGAGCGAGGAGGAGAGGGUGGAGUGGGCCCAGGCCUUGGGGAGGGCGGAACAGGUCUCGGCUCGGAGACAGUGACCAGUCUGACUGACCAUCCACAGGACACCAGGGAAUCACUGCAAACGCCAACGGUCACUGGUAACUGCCCCUCCGGGAUUGAUCGGGAACAGCUUGUGUUGGAGGCCCUGACCCAGGACCCAGGGAAGAUUGGAACCGAAAGAAGCUGGACCUUGAAAGACUCGCCGUUUGCCUCGCGAACCCAAGCAGGGCCCGUGGAGGGGGAGGGGGAGGAGGUGGGAGGAGGAGGAGGAGGGGGCUGGGGCAAGGAGGUCACUGGGGUCCGAGGUCAGCGAGAGAUUGUCAGGGCGCAAACAGCAGGGACCCAAGACCCCCGUCCACCUGCCCCUCCCCACUGCAAUGUCUGAUCACAACGUCGAGGACGACAGUUCCUGUUUAAUACCCCCUGUCCCACCCUCCUCACCUCCGGGCACCUUCCACACCUCACCACCUCCCACCACUGACCUGAGUCCCAGGCUGUGGGCACUGAUGGAGCAAGCUCAACCCCAGAGUGGUACUGAGGAUGAGGAGAAGGGGCAAUCUCUGCCAGACCAGAAGCAUUCAGCUGAGACGGGGCGUCUAGCUGAGGA
Messenger RNA from Stegostoma tigrinum, 2114 nucleotides. RefSeq names its product 182 kDa tankyrase-1-binding protein-like. The record is from RefSeq and is a predicted model, not a curated record. Bases 633 to 1892 code for a protein of 419 amino acids. Lineage: Eukaryota; Metazoa; Chordata; Chondrichthyes; Orectolobiformes; Stegostomatidae. The transcript has 5 exons.